Cataglyphis hispanica is the source of this 1539-nucleotide messenger RNA. RefSeq names its product protein lifeguard 1-like. Gene Ontology annotation, cellular component: endoplasmic reticulum; Golgi apparatus; membrane. The coding region runs from base 70 to 984 and encodes 304 amino acids. The record is from RefSeq and is a predicted model, not a curated record. The transcript has 7 exons. Gene Ontology annotation, biological process: negative regulation of apoptotic signaling pathway. NCBI's taxonomy places the organism in Eukaryota, Metazoa, Arthropoda, Insecta, Hymenoptera, Formicidae.
AUUAUUGAUACAAAAAUCAGGGAAACGGAGGAUUUGAUAUAUGCUGAAUAAUUAUUUACGGCCUAUCCAAUGCAGUCCAGCGAUACUGAAGAAUUACAGCGGAUACCGCAGCUUAUCCAAGGUCCUCCGCAGUUACCGCCAUUAAUUAAAGGAGAGAAAUUGAGGAGUGGACCAUAUAUCAUUACGGUGACCGAUGAAAUGGUUGCUCAGAGAGAAAGGGAGAAUCUGGAGCUAUACAAAGCGUGGGUACGAGAGCAACGCCGGAGGCACAUAUUACCGGAGGAAGAGGCGGACGAAUAUAUGGGCGACUUCAAGGAGGCAGCGAUCAGGCGAAGUUUCAUCCGCAAAGUCUUUUGUCUCCUUACGGUGCAAUUGGCAUUUACCAUCUUCGUCAUAUCUAUCUUCAUGUUCGUGUAUGAAGCACAGAAGUUUAUGAUAUUGCACUGGUAUCUGUGGAUCGUCGCCAUAGCCUUCUUUAUCGUCGCUUAUUGUGCCGUGUCCUGUUCAGUGCACGCCAGGCGAACACCUCCAUAUAAUUACAUAUUCCUGAUCAUGUUGACGCUGGGAAUGUCAUACUUGGCCGCCUUCGUCUCCGUGUUUUAUAGCGUUGAAGUAAUACUUAUCGUUAUGGGCAUGACUGCAGUUGUCACAAUGAUAAUAGCUCUUAUAGCAACGUUCUCCGCGUUUGACCUGACAAUGAGACCAGGCUUACUAAUGGUGGUUGGACUGGUUUCGAUUGUGUCUAUUUUUACGGUGCUAAUAAUCCUGCUGUUCACUCAUAUAAUAAUUUUUCGUCUGGUAAUCUCUGUCAUUGGAACAUUAUUGCUCUGCAUGUAUUUAUACUUUGAUAUCCAGACAAUCAUGGGUGGACGUAGAAUUGAGUUGGGUCCCGAAGAAGUCAUCUUCGCAGCUACGCAGAUUUACGUUGAUCUCAUACUUAUAUACCAGUACUUAUUGCUGUUCGUGGGAUUUUUUCAUCGAUAAUGUCAAACCGAUAUAUCAUACACAUAUCGUCUUUAUAUACUAUUUUACACAUAUAUUUGGAUUAUGUAUGUACACACAUACACAUAUAUAUUAUAUAAAUACAUUAUUUAUAAUUCUUAUAUAAUCUGUAAUAUAUAUCUCGCGAAUAGCAGAGAUACGAAUCAUUUUUGUAAGAUUGUAAUUUGGCUCGGCAAUUCAAUAUUUUGUCAUUUUUAUAAUUUGCAAAAGAUUCGUUUCCCUGUAACCGCGUUCUAAAUGAUAAGCCAUAUCAAGCCAUAUGCGGGUCAUAUUUCAUAGUUUUCGAGUGAUGUUUUCAUCACAGUUUCGAGCGGAGUUCGAAAAUUAUGCGACUCUUGCCGUGCCGUAGAUAAACUUCGAAAGUACAUAUUUAAAAUCUCGCUCUACUUAGAUUCUGAUAAAAAAACAUUUGAUCGAUGCCUUUUUGUAUAAAAAUAAAGAUUUAAAAAGUAGAAAUCGCGCGCCACGCAACCAUGUGAGCCGAGCGUGGCCGAACAACGCCGAUGAUAAUCGACGCAACGUCAGGCUAUUCGCCGU